Spodoptera frugiperda (fall armyworm) is the source of this 1392-nucleotide messenger RNA. Its product is annotated as calphotin-like. The coding region runs from base 173 to 1375 and encodes 400 amino acids. The transcript is spliced from 3 exons. The record is from RefSeq and is a predicted model, not a curated record. NCBI's taxonomy places the organism in Eukaryota, Metazoa, Arthropoda, Insecta, Lepidoptera, Noctuidae.
UCAUUAUCCAAUCAGUCGAGUCAUAAAUUUAGUUUUAAGCGGAAUCUUAUUUAAUACAAUUUAUUAGAUAAGUUUUAUUAUAUACAGAUUAGUAGAUAAACUGCAAUAUAAAAAUUCGCGAAAAUUAUGAAUUGGCAUAGUCUUGUUACAAGCCGACAACAAAUAAAUCAAAAUGAAAUACUUCAUCGCCAUCUCUCUGCUCGUCGCCGUGGCUUCGGCCGGUUUGGUGAAGCCUGUGGGCUCUGAGCUCGCCGAGCUCCAGGAGAUCAUCGCCGCCAUCAACAGCCCCAGCACCGACCCCGCCACCGCCGCCGCCCUCGAAGAGAUGCUCCUCGAUGCUCUAGGCGUCAAGCCCGAGCCCGUUGAAGUUGGACCCGCCGUCAUUGACACUCACCCCAUCUCUGUCGGCCCUGCCAUCAUCGAGUCCAACCCCAUCUCUGUUGGACCCGCCCUCAUCGACUUCCCCCUCCCCGACGCUGGUGUUGUCGCUGAGGAGCCCAUUGUCCCCACCCCCGUUAUUGUUGCCCCCGCUCCCGUCGACGAGGUCACACCCGUCGCUGCCGCCGCUCCCCUGGUCCAGAUCAUCCUGAACAUCAACCAGGCCGCCGCUGACGUUAGCCCCGUCGCUGUUGGCCCCGCUGUCGAGCCCACCCCCGUGCACGUUGUGGAGUCUGCCCCUGAGCCCGUCCACGUUGUGGAGGUCGCCCCUGAGCCCGUCCAGGUUGUCGAGACCGCCCCCGAACCCGUCCAGGUCGUCGAAACCGCCCCUGUUCCCGCUGAGCCCGUCGUCAUCGGAGUCCCCGUCCUCCCUGAAGCCGUCGUCGCCCUCCCUGAAGCUCUCAACUAUUCCACCAAGAUGAAAUACUUCCUAACAAUUGCCCUAUUGGUCUCCGUGGCUUCGGCCGGCAUGGUGAAGCCCACCCCCACCAGCGACGACGUGGCCCAGAUCCAGGAGAUCAUCGCCGCUAUCCUGAACCCCAGCACUGACCCCGCCACCGCUGUAGCCCUCGAAGAGAUGCUCCUUGAUGUCCUCGGUGUAAAACCUGAACCUGUUCAAGUUGGACCUGCCUUCAUUGACGCCCCUGAGGAGCUUGUUAAACCUCCCAGCCCUGCUGCUGAGGUGGCUGCGCCUACACCUAAAUCUCCUUUAGUGCAGAUCAUCGUGAACAUCAACCACGCCUCUGCUGACGUCAGCCCGGUAGAUGUUGGUCCUGCUGUUAUUCCUAGGCCCGUUCCUGAAUCUGACCAUAUUGAGGAUAUUGCUCCUGAACCUAUCCACGUUGUAGAUGCUGCUCCUGAGCCCAUUGAGCCCGUCAUCAUCGGCGUACCCAUUCUCCCCUCACCAGCCGUUAUCCUACCUGAAAUACUGAACUAAGAAAUAAAGGAUAUAAA